Molecule: messenger RNA, 4076 nt
Organism: Equus quagga
Lineage: Eukaryota; Metazoa; Chordata; Mammalia; Perissodactyla; Equidae
Gene: SERINC3
Product: serine incorporator 3
Exons: 10
Coding region: 118-1539 (473 amino acids)
Cellular component (GO): membrane
Source: RefSeq, a predicted model, not a curated record
AUGACGCACGCCGCGCGUUUCCGGCCUGAGAAACCGUGGCGUUUCUGAGGAGACGCCUCAGCUGGCACAUACCAGCUAGAAGCCUGGUGACCGGCCGCCUCCAUCGUCGGCGUCACCAUGGGGGCUGUGCUGGGCGUCUUCUCCCUCGCCAGCUGGGUUCCGUGCCUUUGCAGUGGUGCCUCUUGUUUGCUGUGUAGUUGCUGUCCCAACAGUAAGAAUUCCACUGUGACUCGCCUCAUCUACGCUUUCAUUCUCCUCCUGGGCACUGUUGUCUCCUGUAUCAUGCUGUCGGGCGGGAUGGAAAGUCAGCUGAAGAAGAUUCCUGGAUUCUGUGAAGGGGGAUUUAAAAUCAAGGUGGCUGAUAUAAUGGCAGAUAAAGAUUGUGAUGUGCUGGUCGGUUAUAAAGCUGUGUAUCGGAUCAACUUUGCCUUGGCCGUCUUUUUCUUUGUCUUCUUUCUGCUCAUGUUAAAAGUGAAAACAAGUAAAGAUCCCAGAGCAGCAGUACACAAUGGGUUUUGGUUCUUCAAAAUUGCAGCCAUUGUCGGUAUCAUGGUUGGAUCUUUCUAUAUCCCUGGGGGCCAUUUCACCACAGCCUGGUUUGCUAUUGGCAUGGGAGGGGCCUUCUUCUUUAUCCUCAUCCAGCUCGUGCUGUUGGUAGACUUUGCUCACUCUUGGAAUGAAUCAUGGGUAAAUCGAAUGGAAGAAGGAAACCCAAGGUUCUGGUAUGCUGCUUUACUGUCCCUCACAAGCUGCUUCUAUAUCUUGUCAAUCGUCUUUGUCGGGCUGCUCUACACCUACUACACCAGACCAGAUGGCUGCACAGAAAACAAGUUCUUCAUCAGUAUUAAUCUGAUCCUUUGUGUUGUGGUUUCUAUUAUAUCAAUCCAUCCAAAGGUUCAGGAACACCAGCCUCGUUCUGGCCUCCUGCAGUCUUCCAUCAUCACCCUCUACACCAUGUACCUCACGUGGUCAGCCAUGUCCAAUGAACCUGAUCGUUCCUGCAACCCUACCCUGUGGAGCAUUAUUACACACAUGACUGCGCCAACCUUGGCUCCUGGAAAUUCAACUGCUCCAGUCCCUACCUCUACUCCGCCAUCAAAGAGUGGGCAUUUUCUGGAUACAGAUAAUUUUAUUGGGCUGAUAGUCUUUGUUCUCUGCCUUUUGUAUUCUAGCAUCCGCAAUUCUACCAAUAGCCAAGUAAGUAAGCUAACCCUGUCAGGAAGUGACAGUGUGAUCCUCGGUGAUGCGACCACCAGUGGUGCCGGUGAUGAAGAAGACGGGCAGCCUCGGCGGGUUGUGGACAACGAGAAAGAGGGAGUGCAGUACAGUUACUCCUUCUUCCACUUCAUGCUCUGCUUGGCUUCCUUGUACAUCAUGAUGACCCUGACCAGCUGGUACAGCCCUGAUGCCAAGUUCCAGAGCAUGACCAGCAAGUGGCCAGCUGUGUGGGUCAAGAUCAGCUCCAGCUGGGUCUGUCUCCUCCUUUACGUCUGGACUCUUGUGGCUCCACUUGUCCUCACCAAUCGAGACUUCAGCUAAACCUCUGAGUGCCAAGGACACCACUGAAAUCCAUAAAGGUCUCCUUUGCUCCAAGUCCAUAUCCCUUUUGCUUCAACUAAAAUAUUAAGUGAAUGCUUUGCAAAUUUUACUGUAUUUGGAUUUAUAGCAGAGGGCAAGAUUGAAUAAUGCGUAAUGCAGGAUCUGAACUUUUCAGUUAUAUAUAUAUAUUAUGUUUAUUUGUAAGGAUAUAGCACAAGGAAAUGUUUUUGCAUUUUAAAGUGAACUGCAGCUGUGCUGUGAAGAGAGUUCUUUAUUAAGACCUGUAGGUUCCUAAACUCUGAUUUAAAAUGUAAGGUAGAAAGAUGUUGGAUAUUUGAGGCAAUUGUUAAUAUAUUUCUAUUGCAGUGUCCUUAAAAAAGCAAAAAUAAUAAUAAUGAUGAUGCAUUUCUAUGACAGUUUUCCUCUGUGAAAGUCUUAUUUGUGUGAUACAAGCACUAUUGAGUCCUUAACCUCUUACGAGGUGUGGCCUCACAGUCCGUGGGGGAAGGAGUAUGUGUGCGAGAUCCCCCAGAAGAGAGGUUGCUGAUACAGCUGCUGCUUCUACAUCUUGCGUUUUUUCAUUUACUUUUUUUACAGUACAGCAUUGAUGCUGCUUAAUUCAAGUCUGUGGCUUUGCCGAAAAUGUUAAUUUCCAUAAAUGCUUUGUAGGUUUGGUUAAAAAGAAGAUUCACUUGGGAAAACAGUGCACCUUUAGUCUAUGUCAUUAUCUUGUUAUGAGUAUGUAAAAGUAAAAUGCAUGUGAAUUUAUUAUAUUUGCACUAUAAAGGUAUUUGAUUAAAAUAGAAAGACUUAAGCUUUCAAGGCCCUUUCUUUAACAGCUUUUAUGAGUUAGCACCCAUUCUGUAUUUUUUGGACUUACAUGGGCAGUGAGGUUUAUCAAGCAUCUAGCAGAAUGCGCCUGUUCCUUCUAAAACUUAAGGUCUGACUGGUAAGAAAAGUCUUGAAAGCAUUCACAUAUUGUACUCAGUAUCUUCUCUGGAUAAGACACUUGGGUAGAUGAGACACAAGGCAGGCACUGUCAGGAAACUUCUUGACAAGAGGUAGCACGCAGGGAGGUAGACUAGGUCAGUUUAUUCUUUCAACAAAGAUUUCCUGAGUGUCUGUUCUGUACCAGCCCCCGUGAAGUUCUGGGACACAACUUUAAACAUGACAGGCACUGGCUCUGCCAUGUUGGACUUAAGGAGGGUGAAAAUGAGCUGACAGAUGGUACGGUUGGUAUAAUUUGCGCUAUGAUGUAGGAAUUGCAGAGAACUCCAAGGAGAGUUGCCUGGGGGUGGGGAAGGGGGUGUCUUGGUAGGCUUCCUGGGAAAAGUGAAAUGUUAGGAGUUAGCUAAGAGAGAAAUGGGGAAGUGGGAUGGUACUGCUGAAGGGUAGACAAAACUGUAAAUUAAAGGCAGGGAGCUUACAAAAAUAACUUGUUCAGUAAAGCUGGAAUGGGGAAAAGUGGGCAGGGACUAGGUUAUGAAGGGCUUUGUGAACCACACUAAAGGAUUUGGACCUUAUGUUAAGGGCAGCAGGGAACAUAUUUAGUGACAUGAACAAAUAGUAUCUUUAGUCACUGUGGCUGAUACAUAGAGAAUGGAUUUAGAGAGAUGAGACCGGGGCAGUCCAUAUAAGAUUUGAAACAAAGAAGUGAAAGAGAGGAUGGGGGAAAAUUGACAGCUGAGAGGUACUUGGUAAUUCAAGUUGGCAAUUGUUUAGUUAUGGGGGAGAGAGAGAUUCCUGAGUGAGGCUGGUUUAAUCACCUGGGAGGAUGGUGGUUCCAUCUAUUAGGUGAGAGAAAGAGGAACACUUUGUGUUAGAAGAAGGAUGGAAAUGGUCCCUUAAGAAAGUUUAAGAGUCAUUUUCUAUCAGCCAACCUGGUCAGCUAAUAUUUAUUGAGUACAUACUAUAUAUACUUUAUGUCCUUGGGUAAAUGAUUACCUCUCUGAGCCUCAGUGUUUUCUUCGUUUCAACAAAAGAUAGUACCUCAUUCAUAAGAUUGUUUAGAGAGUUAAGUUACUUUGCAAAGUGCUUUUAGCCCAUUUUAAGCAUUCUGGUUGUAGCUGCUAAUCUCAGUAUGAGCUAAAAUGAGAGUAGACAGUAUUCCAAAGUCAGAGAUGUUCAGCCACAAUCUGAUGGAGGCUAGAUUUGAAGUGUUCUUACAGAAUUUAACAGAUGGAACAUAGAGGCGACAAGCUCAGCUUAGGCAGAGGUGGAGGGUAGGGAAGCAGGGCUUGAUAUGAAUUGUUGGAACCACCAUCUUUUAAACCAGCGGUUUAUGUCAGGGUACAGAGAUAAAGUUGCAAGGGAUUUGGGGGGCUGAUAGGGGCGAUUUAGCCCUUUCCUUUGCCAGAGUAAACACUGCAUUUUCCUUAAUAGUGGGGCCAGCCAGAUUAAGACCUUUAAAGGUUCUGCAUUUCAAAAACAUUACAAUGCGCCAUCCCCAAUCUUAUGUAAUUCUAAAUAAAAGCAAUACUAAACUGUAAAAUAAGUGUAACAAAGUCCAAUAAAGUUUUUAUUUUUUCUCAUGAUAA